Messenger RNA from Colletotrichum godetiae, 537 nucleotides. RefSeq lists its product as uncharacterized. Bases 1 to 537 code for a protein of 178 amino acids. The record is from RefSeq and is a predicted model, not a curated record. Lineage: Eukaryota; Fungi; Ascomycota; Sordariomycetes; Glomerellales; Glomerellaceae. The transcript has a single exon.
AUGUUGCAAAGGGAAAUGGGAAUCGGGCUAAUUGAAGCGAGAUACCUGGCUUACUACACACAUAAACGUACCCAAGUAGUGUUUUUGGAUCAAAACAAUCCUACGGUGCUGCCAAGGAGAUCAAACUUUCAGUCGCCUGCGCUAGGCGACUCCAAGAAAGCCUCCAAGAACGACUCCAAGACAGAGAUACUCCAAGUCUCCAACCCAAAGUUGGACCCGAUUAAGACUGAAGUUCGAGAAACAUGUUUGGCAGCAAGGUAUCAACAACCACCCCCCGAACUGGGCCAAGAUACCCGACGGUCCUUUUCCGGCCGAGCAGUUCCUUCCCCCGCCCCCCGUUUGGCCCCCAAAUUCAAACCGUCUCAAUUACCGGCCAGGCGGAUUGAAUUGGGCGUGUUGUGGGCCACAGCCGCGCUGGGCGUGAGCUCCAAGGUAGCCUCUAGCUACGCACCUAGCCACCUACGGUGGUCUACCCGUACUCCGUACCUAAUCCACUGUCUGUCCCAUUUGCCUGCCGCGAGUCAAGCAAGUGGGUAA